UUGUCAGUUCCCCUCAAUUUCAUUUUUCCCCUUUACUUCUCCGUACCAUGGAACGCGUGCAGACGCCCCGUUGUAUUGACACCCUUGAAAACGCCGUUUCUUUCUUGUAUUGAUCGGGAUAGGUUUGUUUUGAUCUUAACUAGCUGCCCCAGAGACCCACCACACGUAAACUAGUCCUGAAGGGCGCCAAUAUGGGAGACUCUCUCGCUCAGAGACAUUCCGCUGCUCUGCAAAUCAUUGAGGAUUUGAGAUCGUUGCUCCAUGACGUAGAGCCACCAGGAGAUAUCUCGCGUGCUCAGGCGGAUUACGAUGCUGCAGAAGAGCGACACAGCCGUGAACAGAGUCCAGAGAGAAAAAGGGCUCUGUGUAGGGAACUGGUCCGGUAUGGGGAUCAUCUAGAAGAGGUCCAAGAGCAACAUAAGGCAGCCCAGGCAAAGCGCAAGGAACAGCUGGACCUCUUUGACUCCAGGUUAUCCAAAGAAGGCUAUCAGAAGCUAGCUACUCCGGCUUCCCUUGAUACUGGCACUGAUACCAAUCCCGGCCUCGAGAACGAUCAAGCAACCCACCAGACCUCUGAAACGCUGGGAAAUCUUGUCCAAACUCCAGACCUCGACUGUAUUCAACUUUCAGGCCUCUCCAACGAUCGAGCAACCCAUGAGACUACCGAAUCGCCGGGCAACCUUCCCCAAACCACCGUUAUUCCAGAAACGAUCGAGCCCAGAUCGACCCCCUCGCGUACACACAGCGCAACUCCGCCAAGGGGCUUCUCGACCGACGUCGAUCAGCAAGUGGGAAUUGAACCGACUGGCCAAAAAGCUCGGUCAAAUAAGAGACGUGACAAUACCUCCGUAUCUCGCCCUACGAAGCGCCAGCGACAGAGCGUCUCAAGUGACACCGUUACAGAAAAAACAAUUCCCUUUGGCGAGGUAUAUCAAGGUGGUAAAGCUCGAUGGAAAUACAGAAUUGUCAAGGUCGAUGAGCUUUACUAUGUUUUUGGAUGUAAGAAGCAUGAUAAGCACUUCUGCAAGGAGAACCCCCUUCAAGCUGCCAUGAGCCAUCUUAAAGGCAAAGGACACCCCAACAAGAGGUCGACCAUCACCCAGGCAUUUAGAUCGCUUGGGACCCAAGUUUUGGAGUGCAAUGACGAUGAUCUCAAGCUGAAUAACAAGGCUGCAGAUUGUUACCUAGCAGAGCAGGAGGAGAAAAAGGAGCGUCGCAAGGCUUCUACCAAGAACUUUGCACAUGCUCCCCAGACUGGUGAAAUAUAUAUGGCUUGGUUUGGUGACGACGAUAAGGGCCAUUGCCUCCACGCAUUUUUGGUCAUCCCGUUCUUUCCGCGGCCUGGCGAUGGUAUGGACAUACAAUCUGUUACGGAGUCAGACCUCAGGGUCGAUAUUCCCGCUUGCUACAAGCUCAAUGAGACCACUGGUGGGUAUGACUGGGCUGAGGGCUACGAGCAACAUGGAAAACAUGCGAAUUACAGGGAAUACCCAAUUAUGUGCUUAGCUGGGGAAAUCCCGCACAAGGUCGAUUGGCUCCCAGUGUGUCACUUUCGAAAGCUUAAUCUUGAAGACGAGGACCUUGAUGACAAGGACGUUAUCAAGGCGUAUAUCAGCAAAACCACGGCAGGCCUUGGAAACGAGGUUGAAGAUGAAUCUGAAGAUCUAUACGGAGACAGCAUUGCUGGCGACAACGAUGCACCAACCUCUAGCAGGCAUAGGCAGACUCCCAUCGGCAGGACAUAUGAGAACGUCAAUAUAGAUCAAAAUACCCAACCCAGGACAACAGCAGAGAACCAAGAGAGCAGGCCGCUUCGGCUGAACAUCCCGACGCGAGAGGUUAAGCCUGAACACGGAACUCAAGAUAAUAUAGGACGCGGAGAUGAGGCUACAAGUCCGGUGGACCAACCUACAUGUAUACGCCAGAUGUCUAUUCAGCGAAGAUGGCCAUUGGCACGCAAGAAUGCUCCUAACAUGGCCACUUUAAGUGACAGCGAGUGACGCCAAAGAACGGGUUCAUGUUCUAGCAUGGAUCCACCAACAACGACCGCAUCAUCGAAGCCAACUGAAGGAAAUGAGAUCUUAGAUUCUCUCAAGACAGUCUGCGGCCAAGUAUUAAGGGAGAUAGGCUUCUAGGAUAUGUCUCACAGCCAGAGCGGCGGAUUUGAGGAGGCUGGCUAAAAGUAGGCGAUCCCUGUGACGUGGAAGGAAUGGUGCAUCUGAUGAUGUGAACGGAUGACAAAGAGUUACUAUCUUUUGCUCUUUUCUUUUUAGUGUUCUUCUCGACGUGGUGCGCCACGCCUCUUCAUGUGGUCAAAGGUCAAUUCGUUGGUCUUCCUGUGCGGCCCUUUGUCUUUGGCGUGGGAGUUUUCCAUUGGAUGGGAGGGGUGUAUAGAUGAGCCCACGGAUAAAUAUAUUAUUCUCACGGUCUUAAGAAUAAAUGCCUAAAGUUUAAGCUGUGA
Messenger RNA from Fusarium odoratissimum NRRL 54006, 2461 nucleotides. RefSeq lists its product as uncharacterized. Bases 192 to 2000 code for a protein of 602 amino acids. The record is from RefSeq and is a predicted model, not a curated record. The transcript has 2 exons. Lineage: Eukaryota; Fungi; Ascomycota; Sordariomycetes; Hypocreales; Nectriaceae.